Messenger RNA from Oppiella nova, 444 nucleotides. The record is from the annotation of a GenBank genome assembly. NCBI's taxonomy places the organism in Eukaryota, Metazoa, Arthropoda, Arachnida, Sarcoptiformes, Oppiidae.
AUGUCUAAAACAUUUCAAAAGUUAUCUGUGAUUAAGAAGACAUCCAAUUUUCGAGAAGCUGUAAAAGUGGUGUCUGUCCCUCUGGUAGCACCGGGUGAUGAUCAGGUGCUCAUCAAGAAUAUCUACGCCGGUGUUAACGCCACUGAUGUCAACAUAACUGCUUCCAGAUAUGACCCAAACGCAGAGUUGCCUUUCGAUGUGGGACUAGAAGGUCUGGGUGUUAUCGAAGCAGUUGGCAAGAAUGUAACCACUCAUAAAGUAGGACAGAAUGUAAUGACAUUUGGUGUCAAUCCUCCCAGGGCUUAUUCAGAAUAUUUGUAUGUAAAACCAGAAGAAGUGAUACCAAUUCCGAGUCUUAAACCAGAAUUUCUUGGAUUAUUAAUCGCGGGUUUAACAGCAACUAUUGGAUUGGAUGAGUUGGGUCGCAUUCAAAAAGGAGAUAAA